Molecule: messenger RNA, 1399 nt
Organism: Leptopilina heterotoma
Lineage: Eukaryota; Metazoa; Arthropoda; Insecta; Hymenoptera; Figitidae
Product: golgin subfamily A member 6-like protein 7
Exons: 6
Coding region: 80-1399 (439 amino acids)
Source: RefSeq, a predicted model, not a curated record
AAUAGAAAAAAAAUAUUAAUUUUGUAAAAAAAUUUCAAAAUUUUUGUGUUUUUUUUACUGAUUUAGUACCUAAAAAAUCAUGGCAGACACACACUGUCACAAGCACAGUGAACCAACUUUUGAUCCUUUUCCAAGUUCGAAUUGUAAGUCGAAUGUGAAAAUCGGCGAACAGGGAUGCUCGUCGAAAUUGGAGGACGCAGUGAAAAGAUUUGCAGAAAGACGAGUCGAUUUGUCAGAACAUGAACGCUACUUAAAAGAUAAAGUUUCAACGAUGGAGAGAUCAAUUCCCGCCUUGAUGGCUUUCAAUAUGUGGAGGGCGGGAGAAAAAUGCAAAGACCCUCCACUUUGCAAAAUUCGUGAGAUUAUGAACAAAUUUUCACCCUAUCCCGAUCCCACGGAAAGUCUUCUGGAGAAUCUGAGGACGACAGUUCAGGAUAUCAAUCGAGAGAUAUCAGAGUUGCACGAGAGGAUAAUAGCCGCAGAUGUAGAUCUGGAAGAGAAGGGAAUGCAGCUCGAGUCUCUUGAAUUGUCAAACAACGAGAUGGGUAGUGAAUUAAAAACUUUGGAGAAAGAAAUUUCCGACAAAUCUACUUUGAGUUUGCACUCGAUUCAUUCGGAGGAUUUAAUCUGCCUGAGUCGAAUUCGACAAUUGGGAGAAGAAGAGAGAAGUCUAAAGUGCUGCAUAAGACAAUUAGAAGAGAAGGAAAUGGCCUAUAGACAACAAAUGGAAAUGCUUCUGAUUUCGAAAGAUUUUCAAAAUUCUCACGGCGCUUCGCAAAUGACCAAUAGACUCCAGGAACUUGAGAUGAGUGAGAAAAAAUUGCGCUGCUCGUAUCAAACCCAAAAAUACAAUAUGCACCAGAUGAAGAAGAAAAUUAUAGAGAAAAGUGAAAAAAUUGCAAAACUGAAAAAACAAAGUGGAAUGAUUCAGGAGACAGGUGAAGAAAAUUAUCCUCUAGAAGAAAAUAAGGAAGGAAAAAAGAAUGAGUGUACAAAAGUGUUGAAAGAACAACAAUGGACUUCUUGGACGAAAAAUAAUAGGAAUAAUCAUAGUUGUAGACUUACUGGACAAUCAUGUUGUGUUUAUCAUCCGAAAAAAGCGAAUUUAAAGAAAAAAUCUUGUCGCUGUUCCGCAGACUCAAAAUCUGGAUAUCCUUCUCAAAAUUCCUCGUCAUUAAGAAAUAACCUUUGUGCUGAAAAUCCACUUUGCCAACUUGAAACAGCAGGUCGAAGCGAUUGCCAAAGUUCGAGUAAAGAAAAAUAUGUCCGAGAAAAUUUAAAAAAUCUCUGUAAAUGUGACGUCGAAUUGGAAAAUGACUACAAUUCUGAAAUGAAGAAACGAGAUUUUCAAAACUGUAACGAGAGUAGCAGUGAUGAUGAAUUUCACGAAUGUGUUUAA